Hordeum vulgare subsp. vulgare (domesticated barley) is the source of this 986-nucleotide messenger RNA. Its product is annotated as mediator of RNA polymerase II transcription subunit 21. The record is from RefSeq and is a predicted model, not a curated record. Gene Ontology annotation, molecular function: transcription coregulator activity. Gene Ontology annotation, biological process: regulation of transcription by RNA polymerase II. Lineage: Eukaryota; Viridiplantae; Streptophyta; Magnoliopsida; Poales; Poaceae. Gene Ontology annotation, cellular component: mediator complex. The transcript is spliced from 3 exons. Bases 84 to 629 code for a protein of 181 amino acids.
UCCAGCGUCCCGGAAGAAACAAAGAGGGGAGGGGAGGGGAGGGGAGGCAGAAGAGCGGGGGAAGAAGAGGAGAGGGAUCAGCCAUGGACAUCAUCUCGCAGCUGCAGGAGCAGCUCAACGAGAUUGCCAUGGUGUCCGUCAACACCUUCGGCACGCUGCAGCGUGACGCUCCGCCCGUCCGCCUCUCCAACAGCUACCCCGACCCGCUCAACCCCAACCCUAACCCCGACGGCCCCGCCUCACAGCCCCAGGCCCCACCCGCGCCCGGUGCGCCGCCGCCGGCUCCUCUGCCGCCGCAAGCGCAGCCCCAGCCGGCUCUCGACCUCGACGAGCAACCCAAGGCCAUGAGCCACGCUCUCGUCCUCGCCGCAAAGAAGUUUGAUGCUCUUGUUGCGGCAUUACCACUGUCAUCUGAAGAGGAUCAGUUGAAAAGGAUUCAAGAACUUCAGGCCUCUACAACACCUCAGGCCAAGGGAUCACCCUCAGAUCCAGGGGCUGUUCCACCCACCGCGCAUCAAGUAUGGAAGGAAUGCGCAGGCGGAUCAAUGGGAUGGUCUUUGGCUGCCGAAGAGACGGUGACAGAAGUGUUGGUGAUGAGCAGCGGCGGCGGGUGGUUCUUGGCUCAUUGAUGUGAGGAAGCUGGAUGGAUUCGGGGAUGGAUGGGAAAGCAACCUUGGGAGAAGAAGUGGAGGAGGAACGAGAGAUGGCUGCAUCUGUGUCGUGCUGUGACGGCGGCCAGGCCAUGGCGCUGCAACAGUGAGAAUGUGAGGCAGUAGCUAGAGAUAGGUGAAUGUGCCUAUAGUUUAGGGUUGAGUCGUGGGCUAGUUGGGCUGGUUUGGCCCAACAUGUACAAACAUCUCUUUUUUUAAUCCUCUUUACUAUUCAGAGAAGGGAUCUUCUAUGGCUAUAGACAAAAUGAUCUUUUAUUAUGGCUAUGCUACACACUUCCGUGUUGUGAAUUGGAAACAACAAAUUUGCGAACCGAA